GUGAGGGGAGCCUGACUUGCAACACUGGACGAGCGCCAUGUGCUACUCAUUGGCUGCCUCGCUUACGGCCCUUGCCGUGGGCGUUGGCUCCUCCGCGGCUGCAUAUGCAUUGUCACAGUGGGAGAACUGCUACCUGCUUGCAGCCGUCUCUUUGGUGCAGCUGGGCGAGGCCUUCAUUUGGUUGGGGCUGGAUGCUGGCAUGCGCUGGCCCAACUGCCUCGGCACAGCCAUCGUACAGGCCUCCUUACCCACGCACUUCCUGGCGCUGUGCCUCGGGGCGCGCCGGGCAGGCGCCUUCCCGUCGCAAGUGCCCCUGCGAGACUUGGGCUGGGCCAGCUGGGCUGCAGGUUGGUUCGUCUACGCUGUCUACGCGCGGCCCGUGGUGGGAGGCCUUUCUGCCCCCCUCAAAAACGCCUGCAACGCCCGCUUGACUUGGCCCCUGCCACUGCUCUGGUACUUCCUUGUGGUCUUCUGGCCGUCACUGGCCCUGACGCUAAGGCGGCCCUACAUACCCUGGCCCUACAGCGUUGCGAAGGUCGGCUUGGCGGUGCUCUGCUACUGCGUGGCCCGUGGAUGGUCUGCGUUCCCGCAGCCGCUGGCCAGCGAGUGGUGCCUGGUCGCCGCGGUGGCAGGACCGCUCCUCGUGGCCGGCGAGUGGUGCCAAGACCUGGAGACGUGGCGCUUUAUCCCAGUUUCACACCCAGUUUUGAAGGAUUCUGCAAGAUUCCGAGUCCGGCCCUUCGUGAGGAACUUCACCCUGAAGACUUACAGGAGCUAGGGCGGAGGAGCUGGCUUGGCACAGUUUCCGACAUGGGGGCCCCGAUGAGGCCCCUACAUCAUUAGGUUUCUUAUUCUAAGAAUACCAAAAACGGAGGUUCCCAAGUGAUGGAAACCCAUGUGCAGAGGCCCCUGCGGCUGGAAGUGCAGCCUAGAGAAGCCAAAGAUUUGGACAGGUGC
Effrenium voratum is the source of this 957-nucleotide messenger RNA. Lineage: Eukaryota; Dinophyceae; Suessiales; Symbiodiniaceae. The record is from the annotation of a GenBank genome assembly.